Molecule: messenger RNA, 1344 nt
Organism: Ipomoea nil (Japanese morning glory)
Lineage: Eukaryota; Viridiplantae; Streptophyta; Magnoliopsida; Solanales; Convolvulaceae
Product: chlorophyll a-b binding protein of LHCII type 1
Exons: 7
Coding region: 164-1147 (327 amino acids)
Biological process (GO): photosynthesis, light harvesting in photosystem I; response to light stimulus
Cellular component (GO): membrane
Source: RefSeq, a predicted model, not a curated record
GGAAAGCAGGAAUCAAUGAUCAUCCACAACUCCACAAGUCAAUUGCUGACCUUAAUAGUCUUGGGAGGGAUGCUUUCUCCAGUCUGACGGAAACUACGGAGAAAUUUCUUGAGAGACACUCAUAGAGCCCGAGACCGUUGAUCACACCAGCCACACAAACUGAAUGGAGCUUCUUUCGUCAUCUUCGUCUUCAUUUCACUCCGCGAGUUUCAUCUCUACCAAUCGACGCGCCGGUCAUUCCAUUCGUAAGUCCACCCGCACCAUUGCCAAAUCCUUUCCACGCAUCGAAGCUUCAUGGCAAGAGCUUGCCGGCGUUUUGGUCUUCUCCGCAAUCCCCUUCACUGCUGUUAAAGCCAUAGCUAACAGUAGCUUUGGGGAGACACUUCGGAGACGAUUGGAGGAGAGAAAAAAGGCUGCCGUCGACGAUUCUGCCAAGUUUAAGGCGCUUGCUGAAACAGCAAGAGAGGAUAGCAUGUGGUAUGGAGAAGCUCGCCCUCGUUGGCUUGGUCCAAUCCCAUAUGACUAUCCUUCUUAUCUUACUGGAGAGCUGCCUGGAGAUUAUAGCUUUGAUAUUGCAGGUUUAAGCAAGGAUCCAAUAGCCCUUCAAAAGUACUUCAAUUUUGAGAUAUUGCAUGCACGGUGGGCUAUGCUCGCUGCUCUUGGUGCAUUGAUUCCAGAACUGUUAGACCUGACAGGAGCAUUUCAAUUUGUAGAACCUGUUUGGUGGCGUGUGGGCUAUUCAAAACUAAAGGGAGACACACUUGACUACUUGGGGAUCCCAGGAUUCCAUUUUGCUGGAAGCCAAGGGGUCUUUGUCAUAGCUGUUUGCCAAGUUCUUCUGAUGGUUGGCCCGGAAUAUGCCAGAUAUUGUGGGAUUGAAGCAUUAGAACCUUUGGGAAUUUACUUGCCAGGUGAUAUAAAUUAUCCUGGAGGCAUUCUUUUUGAUCCUUUGAAUCUAUCCAAGGACCCUGUUGCAUUUGAAGAUUUAAAGGUGAAAGAAAUUAAAAACGGGCGGUUAGCUAUGGUUGCCUGGUUAGGCUUUUACGCUCAAGCAGCUGUUACAGGUAAAGGCCCUUUGCAGAACCUCUUGGAACACAUCUCAGACCCCUUCCACAAUAACUUGUUUUCUGCUCUAAGUUCUCUAUAAGUACAAUACAUUAUUUUGUAAAUGCCAUAGAAUUUUGUCAGAUCUAUAUGUGAAUAUCCAACCUUAUCAUAUACUAGCAAGUGCUUCAAUGAAAUACACUUUAGGCAUAUAUAUUAAAUCAGAAAUCUAUAACCCUUUGCAUCUUUUGUGUACAUACUAAAGGAUUGAGACAAUCCUAUCAUAAUGCUCUUCUAGCA